AUGUUGAGCAAUAACGAAGAGCUCGACAAGAAGAGGCUGACACCUCGAGGAUUCGGGUUUUUGAGAAUGAAUCCUCCAAGUUUCAUUGGUUCGAGUACUACAGAGGAUCCGGAGAAUUUAGUUGAGGAUUUGAAGAAGGAUUUUGAUGUGAUAUGCAUCGUUGAUGCGGAAAGAGUUGAACUAGAUGCAUACUAUCUGAAUAAUAAUUUCAUAGCUAGACCAGCGCAGUCUCAAGAAAGUGUGACACAUAGACAUAGCUCGGCUCCUACAUGUGCUAAUUGUUGUAGAACCCACCCAGGUAAAUGUCGUGAUGGACAUACAUAUUACUUCAACUGUGGUCAAGAAGGUCACUUCAUUAGAGUGGGCCCUAAGAACAUGCAAGGUAGUGGAAAUCUGGCAAACAGAGCUCAAUCUUCAUUAGUUGCUCAACCAAACAAAGCUGCACCUAGAGGAGCCACUUCAGGUAUUGAUGGAGGGGUAAACCAUCUAUAUGCAAUCACUAGCCGCCAUGAUCAAGAGAACUCACUAGAUGUUUUCACUAGUAUGAUCAAAGUCAUUACUUUUGAUGUGUAUGCUUUGCUAGAUGUAGGAUCAAUUUUGUCUUUUGUUACUCCUUAA
Solanum pennellii is the source of this 618-nucleotide messenger RNA. RefSeq lists its product as uncharacterized. The transcript is spliced from 2 exons. The record is from RefSeq and is a predicted model, not a curated record. Bases 1 to 618 code for a protein of 205 amino acids. Lineage: Eukaryota; Viridiplantae; Streptophyta; Magnoliopsida; Solanales; Solanaceae.